Molecule: messenger RNA, 903 nt
Organism: Glarea lozoyensis ATCC 20868
Lineage: Eukaryota; Fungi; Ascomycota; Leotiomycetes; Helotiales; Helotiaceae
Product: P-loop containing nucleoside triphosphate hydrolase
Exons: 2
Coding region: 1-903 (300 amino acids)
Cellular component (GO): cytoplasm
Source: RefSeq, a predicted model, not a curated record
AUGUCCCACCCCACAUCCCCACCUCAAAUCCACGACGACAAAUCCCCCCACUGCAUCCCCUUCAUCCUCAGCCGUCUGCACACCUACCAGCAAACCUCCAAAACCCCGAACCGCCCCUUCAUAAUCGGCCUGAAUGGCGUCCAAGGCGCCGGGAAAACCACUCUCGUAUCCGCCUUAAAAGAAACAUUAAAACAAAACGAAGGGCUGGAAACACUAGUCUUGAGUAUAGAUGACCUCUACCUGACCCACGACGAACAAGUAAACCUAGCGAGGGAGAAUGAGGAUAAUAAAUUAGUUCAGUAUAGAGGUGAACCUGGGACCCACGACAUCCCUCUCGCCUCCAAAGUCAUCACAUCCCUCCUAGCAGGCGAACCCACCAGCAUCCCCUCCUACAACAAAUCCCUACACAACGGCCUCGGCGACCGUUCUCCAGAAUCGACCUGGGAAACCGUAAACCUGCCCUCACAACCCCCCAUCCGCGUCCUCCUCCUCGAAGGCUGGUGCGUUGGAUUCCGCUCCCUCCCUUCCUCUGCACUCCGUCAAAAAGUCGCCGGGCAAUCUUUAACCCUGAAAUCGCACGCGCUUUCUCAUCUCGAGUUUGUGAAUGAGAGAUUAAAGGGGUAUGAUGUAUUGACUGAUGAAUUCGACGCGUUUAUUCAUAUCGAUGCCGAGGACACGGGGUACGUGUAUGAGUGGCGGGAACAGCAGGAGGAAGCGUUGCGGAGGGACAAGGGGGUGGGGAUGAGUAAGGAGGAGGUGCGGAGGUUUGUGGAUGGGUAUUUUCCUGCGUAUGAGCUAUUUGUGGAGGGGGUUAGGGGUGGGGUGGUUAAGGGGGAGAAGGGGAGGCAGUUGAGGUUGGUGGUGGGAAGGGAUAGAAGGGUGAAAGAGGUUAUUGAGAUUUGA